ACGUCGUUGUAUAAAACGUCCAGACGAGGAGGGUCUUAUCAAUUGUUUUAGAGCCUCACAUCAUGUUGGCCGCCAUCUUCCUGCUCGCCUUCGGGUUGGUCGCUACCCAGGAGCCCAGGCCUUGCGUUAGUCCACCACAGUGGGAGGGCAGACUUUUCAGGAACGACUGGAGCAAGAACUUCACGCAGAUCGCUCAGAUCAGUUAUGACGAGACCAACCGCCGAGUCCGUGAGAUCGAGGAGCUCGACUUCUCCACCGGCCGCGACUAUUUCGACGUCUUGUAUCUGCACAACAUCAACGUUGAAUAUCGUCUGAACCUGAGGACCCGCCAGUGCAACACCACCACCCUUUCCCGCCCCUUCAUCCCCUUCGGUGUCCCUCCAGAUGCCCGCUACGACGUCGAGUACACCGUCGGCCCCGCCAACAUCCCCGAGGAACACAUCACCGUCAUCCGCUUUGACGGCAACAUCACCGAAGGUGCUUACUUUGGCACUGUGACAUCUCCUGACUGUGUGCCAGUGACAUCUGGCUUUUUCAGCAACAGGACCGGCUUCAUCCACUCAACGUUCUAUGACAUCACCACCGGCAUCCCGGACCCCUCAGUGUUCGUUCCCCCUCGGAGUGCACACGGGUGUAAGCGAGGCUCUAGCCCUAUAACCAGCGUGCUGUAGCACUCCUACGGCUUGUGUUGUGCGUGCCUGUAGUCUGCUGUUGUUGUCGCCAAUUAAAAACAUGAAGAGAUGCGUGGCCA
Messenger RNA from Pomacea canaliculata, 751 nucleotides. Its product is annotated as mammalian ependymin-related protein 1-like. NCBI's taxonomy places the organism in Eukaryota, Metazoa, Mollusca, Gastropoda, Architaenioglossa, Ampullariidae. Gene Ontology annotation, cellular component: extracellular region; lysosome. The record is from RefSeq and is a predicted model, not a curated record. Gene Ontology annotation, molecular function: calcium ion binding. The transcript has 6 exons. Bases 63 to 671 code for a protein of 202 amino acids. Gene Ontology annotation, biological process: cell-matrix adhesion.